AUGGCGCGAGCUCUCCUGCUGGCCUUGGCCGUGAUGGCACCUCCGGCCUCAGCCGAAGCUUCCAGGGAGUUGGACGGGGAGUUGGACGACGUGACGUGGACCUGCGCCUCGCUCUUGAUCGCCUUUGUGGUGUUCUCCGGCUUCUUAGCCUGCCUUCUGCAUUGGAACAACAAAGAUAUAAGGAAGGAGGCCUGGGCCAUGGUGAACACGACCAUCUCGAUCUUCUGUGCCGCUGGCAUCGACUUUGCCUUGUAUCGGCUAAUCAGGUGGGAGUUUCCGAAAACAAGGUUGGUUCUUCCAGAGGAGCAUGGGGAAGCUCCAGAGCAGAGCUGGUUCUUUCUGAGCCUGGUUUUGGGGCUCACCUGCCUCGCACCUCUGAUCCUCCACUACCGACUUCUGUCCAUCGAUGAAGUCGAUGAAGAUCAGCAUCAAAAGUUGUUCGCCUGGAGCACCAUGGGUGGCCACAUUUGUGCUUUCCUGACCAUCUUGUACUUUGGCCAUCUGCAGGAGGCGAAGGCGAAGGUCCACUUCGAAGGCUGGCCUUUCAUCUCCCUUCCAAUCUGGGUUUGGCUUCUGCCUUUGCUUGCCUUCGUCUUCUUUGUCCUGGUCAUGAAGCUCAUCCGCUGGCUGGCGAGGUGCUGUGGCCAGGAUCACAAGCACAUGCAAGCCCAUCAAGCCGGGGACGCCUUAAUGGAGGCAUGUGCCAUUACCGUGUCCUUCCUGCUGGUGCAGGCUGUGUGCUACCACAUGAGCACCGAAUGUGAGCUGUGCCGCUCGGGAGAUGUUAAGUGCCGCAGGGAAUGCGAGGCACGGCGAUUCAUGCCCAUCACGCAUGGUGUGUUUGGGCAUCACAUCGAUUGGUGCGUUGUGUGGCUCGUCCUUCUUGCAUGUGGACUGAUGCUUGGGAUGGGGGCCUCCAUCUUGUGGUCCCUCCGAGUGCAUCGAGCAGCGAAAGAGGAGGCCCCGCGAGCUUCCGAUGGCUCCGGCUUCUUGCCGAAAUGCAUGGGCCAAACUUUGCCAGUCACGGCCGCGUGGUGCGCGCAGCGUGCCGGAGUCAUCGGCCUCUUUGACGGCAUAGAGGACCGGAUGAAUUGGUACUUGAAAAACUACAUUCACCACGGCUGCGAUGAGCGUGAACAUGCAUGUUCAACUAUAAAAAUGGAGCCGGAGCAAGCCGCCAAUCGCACACAGAUCGCGAACGCCUUGGCCAUGUCAGCAGUUGCGCUGAUCGGCUUGUUUUCCGUCAUCAAGCUGGCAGAUUGGAUCCGGAACAAGAUUCGUUUCUUUGCGCCCGAAGAAGAUUCGGAGCGGGACGCAGAGAGUGGGAACGAAGAGAUGGAGUCGAAGAGCGUGGCCAAGAGCGUGCGGAAAGCGGGGAUGGCUUUCGGCAUGCUCAUGGGCAUUUGUUGGGAAAAGGCCUUUGACACGUCUUAUGAAACCAUGCUGAGCGCGAGGGCCCUCAGCAUCCUCUUCGAAAACACCUGGUGGCAAAAACACUUUGAUGACGAAGAUGAUAAACCACGUCAGGUGUUCAGUGCGAUUGUGGGUUUCCUAUUGUCGCUCGCUGUCAUACCCCCAUGGUACCGCUACAUAGUACCUCGUGCCAUGAAAGAGAAGAAGGUACACUCUCAGGAAAUGAAGCUUGAAGGACGCUACCGACCCAAGAUGCCCAAGGAAAGAACUCCGGAUCAUCGUCUCGGUUUGUCCGACUCCUCAGACUCCUCUGAGUCAGAUGAGUCGGACAUGGGCUCAAGGGGCCUAGUUCUUGCGGCCAGUACGCCCAGUCCGGGUAAACUCCCGAAGCGGAGCGCCUGA
Symbiodinium necroappetens is the source of this 1815-nucleotide messenger RNA. NCBI's taxonomy places the organism in Eukaryota, Dinophyceae, Suessiales, Symbiodiniaceae. The record is from the annotation of a GenBank genome assembly.